Molecule: messenger RNA, 1090 nt
Organism: Cylicocyclus nassatus
Lineage: Eukaryota; Metazoa; Nematoda; Chromadorea; Rhabditida; Strongylidae
Source: the annotation of a GenBank genome assembly
GUUUCAGAGAGUAGAGGGAUGGUACCGAGCUCCCCCUUCUCCAGCUACAGCCCCUUCCCCUCAUUCGUUCCUCAACCCACGUUGCAGUACUCGCCUUUCGUUUUUCCGAAUUCGAUAGCGAACACUCACGCCACGACGUCUCUACGACACCCGGCCAGUCCCAACGCCUCGGGCGAUGGGACUCGCCGCAAUGGACGUCGCGAAAGGACAUCGUUCAACAGGCUUCAGCUUGAGCAUUUGGAGCGUGUCUUCAGAGAGACCCACUACCCCGAUCUUUACAAAAGGGAAGAAGUCGCACGCGCUAUAAAUCUCCAGGAAGCUAGAGUUCAGGUGUGGUUCAAAAAUCGACGAGCGAAAGACCGACAGCUGAAAAAAACGCACCUACUUCAGAGCACUGGACGCACUCCUUCUGGGUCAUCAUCAAAUGAAAGCCCUCCUCCGGAGCCAAAAGCCGUGGAUAUGAAAGCUAUUUCACAUAUUCCACUGCCGGGUACGGCAGAAUUCGACCAACGAAACGACUCAAAAUACCUCACAGUAGGUGGUAUGGGUUUGAAGCUGGACAAGGAAGAGUAUAAGUUGGUUGACAACAAGUAUCCGAGCAACACUGUUACACCGACAACAUGGGCUUAUCCUCUUCCGACCGCUAACUAUUCCAUCUACAACAAUUUCUAUGCUACUCCUGCAAAUUAUUAUCAACAGUAUGGAUACACGUCAGAUUACACACCACAAAAUCCAUCCUAUUGUGGUCAACUCUAGAAUUACUGUACUUAUUUGCCAGCGGCGUUGUUAUUCGAUAACAGCCUGCUUAUUUCCCUACUACGGUGACUUUUGCGAAAAUGAGAAGCUGUUAAUCUUGACUCAGCCAUCUCAGGAUAUCCAGGGCAAGGAGAGCAAUCGUUCCUUUCUUGGUUGAUCAGCUCUCGACAUUCUUUUCUCAGUGGCCGUCGUUUGUAAAUGUUUAUCCAUUUGAACUAAUGUUAAUAGAUAUGAUUCUAUAUGCUGUGUCAUUUUUCUAACUGUCAGUCAUAUCACGAGACGUAAGAAGAACUCAUUUUUUCGUGCUUUGCGGAUCUCACAAUAUUCAUGUCAC